This is a messenger RNA of Phalaenopsis equestris, 3942 nucleotides long. RefSeq names its product jmjC domain-containing protein 4. The transcript has 9 exons. Gene Ontology annotation, biological process: protein hydroxylation; positive regulation of translational termination; negative regulation of gene expression. Lineage: Eukaryota; Viridiplantae; Streptophyta; Magnoliopsida; Asparagales; Orchidaceae. Gene Ontology annotation, cellular component: cytoplasm; nucleus. The coding region runs from base 24 to 1487 and encodes 487 amino acids. The record is from RefSeq and is a predicted model, not a curated record. Gene Ontology annotation, molecular function: sequence-specific DNA binding; histone H4R3 demethylase activity.
AACUGAGAUAACGGCGAGAACCGAUGGGCAUUCAAAUUGGAUCUAAGGUGGAGAGAGUGGACGGGCGGCGGCUUAGUUACAGGGAUUUCAUCGAUCGAUAUCUGAAGAAGAAUCUCCCCGUAGUGCUUACCGGUCUUAUGGAUGGAUGGCAGGCCUGCACUGAUUGGGUCACCGCCGAUGGCCGUCCAAAUCUCCGCUUCUUCACUGACCAUUUCGGCAAAUCCAUAGUUCAGGUGGCAGAUUGUCGUAAAAGAGAUUUCACAGAUCAGAAGAGGGUUGAGAUGUCCGUCUCUGAGUACGUUGACUAUUGGCUUGGUAUUUCUUCUAUUGACCAUAAUAAAAUUGCUAGCAGCAAUGGAGCCACUGAAUCUUUGUUGUACCUUAAGGAUUGGCAUUUUGUCAAAGAGUAUCCUAAUUAUGUGGCCUACACAACUCCAUCUCUUUUUGCUGAUGAUUGGCUCAAUCUUUACCUUGAUAGUCACUGCUUGCAUCGUGAUUCAGAUAUUACUCGGGACAAAAAUGAAAUAAAUUGUGCCGAUUACCGCUUUGUUUACAUGGGAGUUAAAGGUACUUGGACCCCACUUCAUGCUGAUGUUUUCAUGUCAUAUAGCUGGUCUGCUAACGUAUGUGGCACAAAACUGUGGCUUUUCUUACCACCUUCACAGUGUCACCUUAUCUUUGAUAGGUACCUUAAAAAUUCAGUCUAUGAUGUUUACGGUGAAAUCUCUGAAAAGAUGUUUCCUGGUUUUAAUAAGGCUAUUUGGUGGGAUUGUACUCAAGAACAGAACGAGAUUAUCUUUGUACCUAGUGGGUGGUACCAUCAGGUCCACAAUUUGGAAGACACAAUAUCGAUAAACCAUAACUGGUUCAAUGGUUAUAAUUUGUUCUGGGUGUGGAAUUUGCUUGUUAAAGAUUACACUGAAGCCAAAGAGUACAUCGAAGACAUCCGAGAGAUUUGUGAUGACUUUGAAAGCAUCUGUCAGAGAAAUCUUGCUGCCAACACAGGCAUGAACUUCUAUGAUUUUUUUGUCUUUAUUACACGUUUUGCCUUGGCCAAUCUCGUCUUGCUUAGGGACCUUAAAAAUGAGGAAAUUGUGGUUUCUCAUUUAAGAUCUGUUGCUUAUUACGUUUCAAACAAUAUAAAAGCCAUACAUUCAGUUGCCUUGAGCAUGGGUUCUGUUGAAGCUUUCGCUGAUCAGAAUUUAAACAGCUGUUCAGAAGAAAAUCGCAUUGCCUAUUCUGAAAUAAAGAGAAUUAUGGAGGAACCAGAUUUUCAUGAACUAUAUACUGCUUUGAGAAUAGCCCUUCAAAUUGUGUGUGAGGGACACCAUCAAGAUUACAAUUUGGGAACCGCACUUAAAAAAAUAGAUCUUUGUAGCCUUUCGGACUUCAAAAUUGGCAAUCCUACAGAACUGGUUAAAUUGAUUGAAAAUGUCUUUCAAGAUCAGAUCAAUAUGCAAAAUGGUUGCAACAUUGGCUUCCCAUAGAAAAUAUGUGAUGACAAAUCUUUGGCUAUAAUGCAACCUGGUAACGAGGUAAAGUUUGUUAGAAGGGGCUGGGAUUGAUUAAAAAAAAACGAAAGUUUUUGUCAUUCUGAGAAAGAGCGGAAUAAGGGUUGAUUCAAUUUUGGCAGAUUUACAUACAUGAUACAUACCACUUAAUUCCUAUUAUUUACAUAUUUAACACCUAUACUUCAAUUUUUACUGGAAAUGCCACCUUACCUACGCAUGAACAGGUGUAUUUAAAUUUUUUUUAAACUCAAAGUAGGGAUAUUUUUUAUGCUAUAUGAAAUCCUUGGGUGGCAUAAAUGUCGAGAGUAAUGACUAAGUGUUAGACAUGUAUAUGCAUAAUAAUUUGGUGGUAUGUAUGCAAAUGCCCCUUCAAUAUUCCAUGUUUGCAAUAUUGGUUCAUCAUUCAAGAAGCUACAUUAUCAGGUGUUGCUUUUUAAAAUUGCCGAUUUCACAUUCAAUUUCCACAUUGUGGCAACUAUAGCUAUAUUCUAAUCUAAGUUUGUUUAUAUUGGAACUGAUAUUCCAAUUAUAAGAUGGGAACUAAUAUUUCCUUCUCCGGUGAGCUUAUUUGUAAAAUAUUAAUUUGACUUGGAGUCGUUGUUCUGUUGUCCCUUACGUCAUUUUCAUUGCUUUAAAAUGAAAAUGCAGCAGUCCUACAGAGGGGUGUCAAAUAUAAUUCUUAUUGGUGUUUCACAAAGCAAUUCAUGCAUUUAAGUUUUAUUGUACUGCUACUAAUUUUGAGUAUUGUUUUUUUUAACCGGCAGCACAGAUUUCUUUUAUUAUUUUCUGAUCAGCAUUUGUUUCUUUAUGAGGAUUCAAUUUUUUUUAUUAUAAAACUGCGGUACUCUUUCUUUCACUUGCAUGGAUGUUUAAUAGAAAUCGAACAUUAAUUAGUUUGCGUGUUGUCAAUCAAUGGCCGUCUUAUCAGGCGGAUAGAAUUGUGUGAUCAAUGUUUUAUUAAAACCUACCAAUGCACAUCGCAUGUGUAUGUAUAAUUUCUUCAUCAGAUACCUCCAUUUAAAUAUGCUUGCAAGAUUAGUAGCUAUCUUCCAUAGUAUAUAUUUAUUUGUUUCUACUAGUUUGGUAUGUAUUAUUCUGAUAGAUGAUUUAACCUAUGUAGCUUCUUAAUAUUCAAACUCUUUCUUCAAUCAAUGGGUUGCUUGGCUUGUUGUAGAAGAGGAGUAUUGUAUUCCCAAUGCAGGGCCUUGAAAUUAUGGGUAUUUGAUUUGAGAAAAAAAGGAAUGUAGUUUAAAAUUGUUAUGAAUUUUAAAUGAAACAUUUAGUUCAUUCAGCUUGUUUCAAAUUCGCUCUAUCUCGGCGGUUUUAAAUAGACUGCAGGCUAUCGAUGUUGGCAAUGUCACUGCCGGCCACCACAACGCGUUGCAGCCACCAUCUGCAGCGGUUACAGGCCAUUGGCCACUGCAGCUCUUUACCCCUGACUCUUGUCACCGCGGUCCUCCAUCACCACUUCCAGCAUCCACUUAAGCUUUUUAUAAUUUUUUUUUAGUGUACUCAUUUAAACGCAAAAUUAUAAAUCCAUGCAUUUACAAUAUGUUCAACCAAAUAUCAAUAUUUACUUUCACAGCAUUUCUUUUGCACUGCACGAGACUGAUUUACUAAGAGGCGCUGAUGAAGAAGCUACCUAGAAUACUUUUGAACUUUUUACCCUCGCAAUUGUUUCUACUUGCUUUGUGGAUUCAUUUCACUUGUAACUUUUUUAUUUUUCUCAUGAAUGUCUUAUACCUAUAUUUUUUCAAAUCUUUGGUUUAUUUUCUAAAGUGAAUGAUGAUUUCGUAUUGAUUUCUAUGAAGAAACUUAUUUCUUGCAUGAGAGUCAAUGUAUGAUAAGCCCACAUAUACAUUAGAUAAAUUACUGCAGCUCAUAGGAAGCAUGAAAUUUUUUAUUUGAAAAAUAAGAGGAAAAAUCAUGGGGGUGUAAUUGGUGAUUGAAAUGAAUCCACUAGUGUCAAUUGUAUGUCACAGUAAUUCAUGUCAUUGUAAUUGGUGAAUACAUUAAUUCAAUAUAGAUGACAUAUUAUAGAAGAUGUAUUUCAUGGUAGAAUUAGAGGGUGCCUUGAGUUGCUACAAUUGUCAUCAAGAGAUGUGUUGGACCAGAUGAAUUAUGUGCGUCAUUUCUGUUGCAUUUUACUUCAGUAUAAACUUGAAUAAAAUUUAUAGUAUCUGUAUGUUCUUACCAUCUUAUAAAUCCUAAGCUCGCCCCAUAAGAGCUCUAAGGAGAGCUUCAAAUUCUCUCAACUUGUGUUGCAGUUGAGCCAAUUUAUCUGGUGCACACACUGCACAUUUAUAUAAACAUUCAUCGUGCAUAACAUUGUUUAAUUUCUUAUUUGUGUUGCAGUGAGGGCAUGGCACAUGGAUUGAAUACUUGUAUAGAUUAUUGUAGGCAUUAUUGAUAUUAACAUAAAAAAGUCGUG